UAGAGCAGUAGUGUCAGUGGUGAGAGUUAAUCCAGACCUGAAAACAUAUUUCUACUUCAUCUCUGAAUCCAUCACAAGAACAUUACAGCAAUGGCAAUGCCAGGAGGCUUUGGUGAACUGAAGGCAGCAACUCCACAGAUUCAGAAAAUCUGUGAUCAGAUGAAAGCAGGUGCAGAGAAAGCAGCCGGUCACAAGUUUGCCCAUUUUACUGCCGUGUGUUAUAAAGAGCAAACUGUUGCAGGAACAAACUACCUGAUCCUGGUAAAUGUAGGAGAUCUCAAGUACGGACAUCUAAAGGUGUUUAAACCUAUACAGGCAACAGAGCCACUGAAGUUUACUGCAUUCCAGCACCCUAAACAAGACCCGCUAUGCACCUGAGAUGCUGUAAAUACACAGACAGAUAUUCUGCAUUACAGACAUCAAGUAUAUUUUCUCUUCUAUACACAUUGUAAACAACCACCUUCCAUGUUUAACAGGCUCUGCAAUAUUAUAUGGUUUAACAUAUCUACCUUGAUUUACAGUGACUGAUCUUUCUUAUCAUUUAAAAUCUGCUUUGAUAAAGAACUUGUAUUCAAAUAAAAAAGUAAAGAAUGAAUGAACUGUUUUAAUGCUUAAAAUCUGAAAUAAAAGAACAGAUUUAAAACUGUGUUUCAUCUGUGUUAAAGCAUGCAUCAUGAAAUAAAGAUUUGAUGAAAUUUGAA
Molecule: messenger RNA, 701 nt
Organism: Misgurnus anguillicaudatus (oriental weatherfish)
Lineage: Eukaryota; Metazoa; Chordata; Actinopteri; Cypriniformes; Cobitidae
Product: cystatin-A
Cellular component (GO): cytosol
Molecular function (GO): cysteine-type endopeptidase inhibitor activity
Source: RefSeq, a predicted model, not a curated record